GUGUUUAUUGCCCUACUUCCUUUAUCGCCAGUCCUAGUAUUAAUCAUUGCCAUUGGUCAAUCCCGGUAGCACCACGGGUGUGACGUGAGUGUAUGUAUUCCGGAGAUACAUGUUUACCUCUACCAGUUGACUAACGGACUCAGAAGAACCAAGAAGGUUAAAUCCUUGGAAGAACCGACAUCAUGGCCCCGUCGAAAGAAGAAGACAAGAUCAAGAUGCAGGCUGAUGUGCCGUGUGCCUUCCCGCCGUUUGACCCCGACAGGGACGGAUUCGAACCCGGGACCUUUCCAUCCGGAUUCAUGUGGGGAGUGGCGUCUUCCGCGUAUCAGAUAGAAGGCGGUUGGAACGAGGAUGGCAAAGGUCCGUCCAUCAUGGACGUGCAUUUCCAGAAAGGAGCGGCCUGGUCUGGUCACACUGGGGACGUGACGUGUGACAGUUAUCACAAGUACCGUGAAGACGUCCGCAUCCUGUCGGAGCUGGGCGUCUCCCACUACCGCUUCUCUCUCUCCUGGCCCCGCAUCUUCCCGGACGGCACCAGGGACUCCCUCAACCCCGACGGUGUCCGCUACUACAACAGCCUCAUCGACGAGCUGCUGGCGCACGGCAUCGUCCCGUUCGUCACCCUGUACCACUGGGACAUGCCACUGGCGGUGGAGGAGAAACACGGCGGCUGGCUGGCGGAGGACAUCGUCGAACUGUUCAACGACUACGCGCGGUUCUGUUUCUCGGAGUUCGGGGAUCGCGUCAAGCACUGGGUGACGUUUAACGAGCCGUGGUCGCACAUCGUGGUCGGCAGCAUGGUGGGGAUGUUGCCGCGGGUCAGGGAGAGGGGCAGGGAGGGGAUGUACGCGAGCGCGCACACCAUGAUCAAAGCUCACGGCAAGGCGUGGCACACCUACGACAAGGAGUUCAGGGCGAAGCAGGGAGGCAAGCUCGGCAUCACUCUGAGCUGUACGUGGGCAGAGCCGAAGAACCCGGAGUGCGCCGACGACUUGGCCGCAGCAGAGCGGUUCCUGCAGUUCCACAUGGGCUGGUUCGCGCACCCCAUCUUCCUCAACGGCGACUACCCCGAAGUCAUGAAGGAGUACAUCGGGAAGAGGAGCGCAGAGGAAGGGCUGGCAAAGUCUCGGCUUCCCGAAUUCACAGCCGAGGAGAAGGCCAUGCUGAAAGGCACCGCGGACUUCCUGGGACUGAACUACUACACCGCGCGGCUGACGUCCGCCCUCUCGGGGGAGGGCUUGGACAAGCCCGACCUGCUGGACGAGGAGGACGGUGACGUUCACGUGGGGACCCACCCCGACUGGCCUGCACCGGGUAUCUUCUUCAUCAGCGUUGUGCCGUGGGGCUUCAGAAAGGUGUUGAACUACAUGAAGAACCGGUUCCAGGUGCCUCUGAUCUUCGUGACUGAGAACGGGUAUCACGAGGAACACAUGGCGGAGGGGGGGCAGUACGACAUGAAGGACACCAGGAGGAGCUGCUACCACGCCGCGCACAUCAACGAGCUCAGGAAAGCGAUGGUACAUGACGGAGUGAAUGUGCAGGGUUACACGGUGUGGUGUCUGAUGGAUAACCUGGAGUGGGAGUCAGGCUUCUCCCAGCGGAUGGGCCUGUACUACGUGGACUUCAACGACCCCGACAGGAAAAGGAACAUGGCUUCCUUACAAGUGUCCGAAGUGCCUUGUGCUUUUCCUCCCUUUGACGAGGACAGGGACGGUUUCAGCCCAGGUGUGUUCCCGCCGGGAUUUCUGUGGGGCGCUGCCUCGGCUGCCUUUCAGAUAGAAGGAGCAUACAAUGAUGAAGGCAAAGGUCCGUCCAUACUGGAUCCGUGGUUAAACUACACAAAAGCAGCCUCGGACGGUACCACGGCAAAAGUGACAUGUGACAGUUACCAUAGGUAUCGUGAAGACGUACGCAUCCUGUCGGAGCUGGGCGCCUCCCACUACCGCUUCUCUAUCUCCUGGCCCCGCCUCUUCCCGGACGGCACCAGGGACUCCCUCAACCCCGACGGUGUCCGCUACUACAACAGCCUCAUCAACGAGCUGGUGGCGCACGGCAUCGUCCCGUUCGUCACCCUGUACCACUGGGACAUGCCACUGGCUCUCAUGGAGAAGUAUCGGGGCUGGCUGGACGAAGCGUUGGUGGAACUGUUUGGCGACUACGCGCGGUUCUGUUUCUCGGAGUUCGGGGACCGCGUCAAGCACUGGGCGACGUUUAACGAGCCGUGGUCGGAGAUUGCGUACGGAAGUAAGGGCAUACUGGCGGACACUGUCGGGAAGGAGGGGAAGCGAGGCGUGUACGCCGCCGCCAGGACCGUGCUGAAGGCUCACGCGACGGCGUGGCACAUCUACGACAGGGAGUUCCGGGCGAAACAAGAUGGAAAGGUUGGUCUGGCUCUGGGCUGCACCUGGGGCGAACCCAGGGACCCACACAGCGCCGAUGACGUCGCCGCAGCGGAACGUUUCUUCGACUUCAACGUCGGCUGGUUCGCGCAUCCCUUGUUCGUCAACGGCGACUACCCCGACACCAUGAAGGAAUACGUCAUGAAAAGGAGCUUGGCAGACGGACUGACCACGUCGGAUCUUCCCGAGUUUUCCGCAGAAGAGAAGGCGCUACUGAAGGGCUCCGCCGACUUCCUCGGGAUGAACUACUACACCGCACGUCUGGUGUCCGCCCGGGCGGAGGGAGACGCCGCCAAGCCCGACCUGUUGGAAGAAGACGACGCGGACGUGCACGUGGAGAUGAACCCAGACUGGCCUGUAGCGGGGCUGCCGUUCAUCAGCAUCGUGCCAUGGGCAUUGCGGAAGGCUCUAAGCUGUGUGACUGACCGUUAUCGGGUGCCGCUGAUAUUCGUGACGGAGAACGGACUGCACGAGCAGCACCAAGGAGAGGGGCAGUACGACAUGAAGGACACCAGGAGGAGCUGCUAUCACGCCGCACACAUCAACGAGCUCAGGAAAGCCAUUUUGCAGGACGGUGUGAAUGUCCAGGGUUACACGGUCUGGUGCCUGAUGGACAACUUUGAGUGGAACUACGGCCACACCCAGAAGAUGGGACUGUACUACGUCGACUUUACAGACCCCGAGAGGAAGAGGGUACCCAAAGAGUCGGCCGGAUUCUACCGUGACGUCAUCAAGCACAACGGGUUCCCGGAUGGAGCGUCCCAUACCAGGAUGGUGCAGGGCUGGUGGGAGAAACGGGCCAGACAAACCGCGGGGGCCACGGAGAAAUGAGCAUCGUCCAGAGUAGACCGACCCCAUAGUGUCGAACAGCGUCAAAUGGUAGAAAUGUGUAACAAUAACACGAAAGACUAGGCGCAGUCUGUCUUAUUACGUCAGAUAAUGUAGAUGGCGAACUAAGCAAGUCAAAUGAAAAGGGAGAAACAAUCAUGCAUUUUUUACCUUUUAACUUCCAGGGUAUAUACGUACUACUAACCCCAUAGCGCCGAACACCGUCAAAACGGAGAAAUGUGCAACAAUAACAAGAAGAAAGGUGUUGUCUCCCUUAUUUUGAUGGACUUAAUUAUAGAUACACAUUUAUACCUCAGAUAUAUGGCGAACUAAUCAUAUAUAAGCUUCAUUUCAAUACAAAAGGAAAGGGAGAAAGCAUACGUUUUUUUAACCUUUUAACGUAUUUACACCAGACAAAGUAC
Molecule: messenger RNA, 3649 nt
Organism: Branchiostoma belcheri (Belcher's lancelet)
Lineage: Eukaryota; Metazoa; Chordata; Leptocardii; Amphioxiformes; Branchiostomatidae
Product: lactase-phlorizin hydrolase-like
Exons: 15
Coding region: 183-3230 (1015 amino acids)
Biological process (GO): carbohydrate metabolic process
Molecular function (GO): beta-glucosidase activity
Source: RefSeq, a predicted model, not a curated record